AGUAGUCAUAUAAACCACAGUAGGAAUCAUCUGUCUAUUUUGUUUCUUUCAAUUAUUUUUUCAUUAUUCAAAUAAUCUUGGCUAAUCAAAUGACGGUGACUUUUAUUUUGUUUUUUAUUGUCUCUGGCGACUGAAUGUUUAAUCAAUACACUCUCUGCUUACCUUAAUAUGGUAUCAAUUACAGUAGCCAGCUUGGAUUCUCAUACUUUUAAUACCAAUAAUCAUUGUACCCUCUCAAAGAACCAGUUAAUCAUCUUUAACCAUUCCUUUUCUUUAGGCUUUACCUCAUUUCAAUCAACUAUUAUUCCAAUUUUAUGAGUGAUCAAAGUGAAAAUAAUCUCCAAGUUAUUCAACUAUUAGACCAAAUAAAUCAGCUCAAAAAUGAUUAUUUGGUAGAGGAGCAAGUUGAUGACUUCAUAUCCUUACAAAGACGAGCUGGUUUCUCUUGGAUCGAAUUGUUCAUUAAAUACUUCAUUGGUAAAGACUGUACCUCAAACGAUGAUUUACUUUUUUUCGUUCGCAAACAAGCAUCUCUGUUCAAUAGAUUUGGAUCGAAUUUAAAGAUAAAUUUAGAUGUUUACCGAAAAGACUCCAACAAGUUACCCUUGGACAAUGCUCAUAUUGAUUGGGAAGAAACUCUUUAUAUCAACACAAUUAUGCAAUAUUUUGAUUAUACGUUAACCUGUGCAAUAUGCACCCGAACAAGUCCCAAGGAAUUCCAAAUAUUAGCUAAACAUUCACAGAAGGUGUUUGCUUCACCAAGUCAUAGAUCAAUGCAUAGCAAAGGAGAGAUUGAAGAGAUUACCUAUCCUGAUAUUUUUUUUACUCUUGAUAACUACGAAGAGAUGAUGAGCAAUAUCCCUGUUCGUUGCGGUGAAAUGGUCUGUGUUGAACUAGUCGCUUCUGAUCGAAAUGGUAAUCAUGUUUCAGUAUUAUUUUCUGGAUCAAUUAAUUAUGAAACAAUUAGAUACAUACACGAGUUACAAGCUGGAUCCAAAGUGAAAACUAAUAGGAAAAGAUCAAUCAAUCACUAUUUUGGAAAUAAACGGAUGGAAUUCAUUAGAAUGAAAGGUCCUCGAUGUCGAGGAAUCUCAGAGAUGGCUUAUCGGAAGAUAAGUGAAACUGGACUCAGUCGUUCAGGUUCGAAUGCAUCUUUAUGUGAGGGUGAAUUUGAAAUGUUUGAGGUCUUGGAUAUUGAUAUACCAGCUCAAUCGCCAAAAAUUCAUACUUUUAGUUGUUUCUCUUGUUGUUCCUUCACACAGCAAAAUGAUCUAGUCAAAAGACGAAUGUCAGAUCCUUCAUGUGUACUUGAAAAAAAGGUUCAAGCCUGGAAAAGUAAACCUCUACAUAAGUCAAGAUCAGCAAAUCAAGUGUUUGAACCUGAUGAAUUUGGAAUCAAUGAAGUUGAAGCAAAUGAUUUUACUGAAGAAAUGGAAGAAGGUGAUUAUGAUAAUUUAUGGAAUAUACCUGGAUUUAAUCAAGCCUUUUACUUCUGGAAAGAAAACAAACGAGCCAAUUCACCAACCUUUGAAUUAUUUAUUACUUACAUAACCCUUCCUUUCAAUUUUAUUAUGUCUGACUUGUUGUCAGAACAACAGCAAAAACCUAUUUUAACUUUUUGAGAUGACUUUGCUACUUUCAAUAUCAAUCCUUUUUGCAAAUAAUUUAUAACAAAGAUCAGGAAAAAUUCGGGAUCAUCAUCAUGAUCUACUGAUCGACAUCUUCCCAAGGAUAACAAAACAGCCAAAUUGAAGAAAAAAUUUUCCUCAAAAUGAACGCAUUCUUGUAAUAAUUGAAAUAUACAGUGUUUUUACAUUCUUUUUUUUGUUAAAGCUUCUUUCAUCUUGUCAGUUUGCUGAUGCAAAGUAAUCAAAACGUUUGAAUUUUGUUGAAAUAAUCAUUCUUUUCUAAUGUCAAAUAUCAAUUACAUUUGCAAUGCAUAAAUAAAUCGCCAAAAAC
This is a messenger RNA of Tetranychus urticae (two-spotted spider mite), 1959 nucleotides long. RefSeq lists its product as uncharacterized. The record is from RefSeq and is a predicted model, not a curated record. Lineage: Eukaryota; Metazoa; Arthropoda; Arachnida; Trombidiformes; Tetranychidae.